AUGGAAUUCGCACCCGAUACGCGUGCUCUCCAAUUCUCCUCGUACAGCUUCGAUGCGGCGAUUGUUGAGGUUUUCACGACCUUUGUCUUUGGCGGCUGUGUUUGCGUGCCGUCUGAGGAUCAGCGCAUGGGUGGCGAGAUCGAGGCCGUCAUCAACGAAAUGCAGGUCAACUGGGCGUGUUUCUCGCCCUCUUUCGCCACAACGCUCAGCCCCGAGCGUCUCACUGGACUGAGGACCCUGGUGCUUGGAGGUGAGGCAAUCCGAAAGGAAAACAUUGAAGUCUGGGGAGGACGCGUGGAUCUCAUUGACGGCUACGGGCCCACGGAGACCUGCGUGUUCUGCCUGUCUCGCUCGAUUGCCUCCAACACAGAGGGCGCCGAGGGAGUUGGCCGUGCAGUUAGCACCCUCGCCUGGAUUGCGGAUCCCAACAACCACGACCGCCUGGUUCCAUUGGGUGCAGUAGGCGAGCUGCUCGUUGAAGGCCACUCGCUGGCUCGAGGAUACCUCGGCGACCUGGAGAAGACAAACGCUUCCUUUAUCAUAGACCCUCACUGGGCUAACGCCCAGGGCCGUGGGUUGGGCCGCCGUAUGUACAAGACCGGGGAUCUCGUGCAGUAUCAACAGGAUGGGACCUUGAACUACAUCGGCCGCAAGGACCACCAGGUCAAGCUGCGAGGUCAACGCUUUGAGCUGGGCGAGAUCGAACACCAUUUGACCCAGCACGCAGUGAUCCGGGACAGCCUCGUUCUGAUGGUGCGGGCUGGCCUGUGCAAAGGCCGCGUCGUCGCCGUCGUUUCCCUCGCGGCCAUCGCCCAAGCAUCGAGCUCGGAAAUUGAAUUCGCCGUCGACGAAGGCAUCUGGCUGCAGGUCUCGGCUGUCAAAGACCACCUGGUAAGCCAACUGCCCUCGUUCAUGGUCCCAACGCUGUGGAUCGUCGUUCGGAGCAUCCCACUCAACACAUCCGGCAAGCUUGAUCGCCAGCGUGUGAACGCAUUCGUCGAGGGGCUCUCGCAGGAGACGUUCAGCGCCCUGACGCAAGCAAACGAGGAGGCCACUGGGACAUCCAUCCCGGCCACUGCCACCGACCGCCGCGUGCAGGAGAUUGUGGCCCGCGUCCUAAACCUGCAGCCCGCGGCCACCUCGCUCAGUCGCUCGUUCAUCGGCCUUGGAGGCGACUCGAUCACGGCAAUGCAGGUGGUCAGCCACGCCCGGCGCGAAGGGCUCUCGCUGCGGGUUGCGGACAUCCUGCAGAGCGCGAGCCUUGCGCAGGUGUCUCUCUGCGUCCGCCCCGUGCGCCUGUCCUCCUCGAUCCCCCCCGAACGGCCCGGGGAAGAGUUUGCCCUAUCGCCCAUCCAGCAGUUUUAUCUGGAUGUCUGUGGCCAGCAGCCGACCCUGUCCAACCAGAGCUUCUUCCUUCGCCUCGGAAAGCCAAUCAAAGCGCAGGAGCUUAUUCAAGCAAUCGAUGCGGUUGUCCGGCAGCACUCGAUGCUCCGUGCUCGGUUCAGGCGAUUGCAGCCGGGGUCCAACUGGGUGCAGCGCAUCACCAACGACAUCUCUGGCUCGUACCACUUCCAGGCGCACCGGCUGACCGACCGCACUCAGGUGGCCCGCAUAAUGACAGACAGUGCACGCCAUCCAGAUGUGCAAAACGGCCCCCUGCUCAGCGUGGAUCUCUUCGAUGUGCAAGACGAAGGCCAGCUCCUCUUUAUGGUCGCGCACCAUUUGGUGAUUGACAUGGUCUCUUGGCGGGUGUUGCUGCAGGAUCUCGAGGACCUCCUUCUCGGAGGCACAUUAAGCGACGAGCCCGCUCUCUCCUUCCAGUCGUGGACCGCGAUGCAGGCCGAACACGCGCAGACCCUGGCUGUUGCCACCGCCCUUCCGUAUCACGUUCCGAUGACCCCAUAUAUGGCUUUCUGGGGGUUGGAAACCACGUCCAACGUCUACGUGGAUGCCGAACUGGCAAGUUUCACCCUCGACGAGCCCUCGACAAGAGCGGUGCUGGGCAGCUGCAAUGGGGCCUUCCGAACCGAGGUGACCGAUCUCCUCCUCGCCGGGCUGCUGCUCUCCUACAGCCAGACAUUCCACGGCCGGGCACCCUCUGUCUUCGUCGAGGGGCACGGGCGUGAGCCCUGGACUGCAGACAUCGACCUGUCCCGGACUGUUGGCUGGUUCACAGCCAUGGCUCCUGUAUACCUCGCCCCCGAGAUGCUCCACGGUCUCGCAAAUACGAUCCGUGGCGUCAAGGAUCUCCGUGGGAAGCUGCCCAACGCGGGAUGGGACUACUUCACGAGCCGGUACCUCUCCGCCAGUGGUCGCGAGGCCUUUGGCCACCACGGCCGCCCCGAAAUUCUGUUCAACUACUUGGGUCGCUACCAGCAGUUCGACCGAGAUGACGCCGUGCUGCGACAGGAACCUCGGACGGCAGCGGAGGGCCAGGUCUUUGACACCGACCUGCACGCAAACAGAAUGGCCCUGUUUGAGAUCUCCGCAACUGUGCCCGACGGCCGACUGCAGGUCAAUGUGGUGUACAACAAGAAAAGCCAGCACCAGGCCGAGAUCCAGAGCUGGGUGCAGCUGUACCGCAGUAUGCUGCAGCACAUGGCUGACACGCUGCCUUUGCAAGCGCCUGAGCCCACACUCAGCGACUUUCCUCUGAUGCCCAUUGGGUACAGCGCCCUCGAGAGGUUCCAGAGGGAAUGUCUCCCUGUGCUGCCCGCUGCCGAAAUUUCGGCGAUCGAAGACUGGUACCCGUGCUCGCCAAUGCAGGAAGGACUGCUCCUCAGCCAGCAUCGCCAAAAGGGGGCGUACGAGUCCUUCUUCAUGUUUGAAGUGGUGGGAAACUCGAACGUCUCCGUCGAGCGGUUGAACCACGCCUGGACGCAGGUUGUUCAGCGUCAUGCGAUCCUUCGCAGCAUGUUCGUCAGCAGCGUGCGAGACGAAGGCCUGUUUGAUUCCGUGGUCCUAAAAACCAUUACUCCCGACGUGCAGCGAUACGAAUCAAAGCAGUCGGACGUGGUCUCGUUCCUCGAAAGCCUACAGCCAGUCGACUACACCGUGGUGCGGGCGCCACACCGACUGUCUAUCUGCUGCACCGAGGAGUCGCGCGUGUACUGCAAGCUGGAGAUCAACCAUGCCAUCAUCGAUGCCGCCUCAGUCGCUCUGGUUGUCCGAGACUUGACCCGGGCCUAUGACUCGAAACUGGAUUCACGCUUGGUGGCGCCCUCUUACGCGGCAUAUAUCAAGUUUCUUCAGCAAUACCCGCACGAUGCUGCCUUGAAAUACUGGAGCGAGUACCUGCAAGAUGUGCAGCCGUGCCUCUUCCCGGUCACCCACCGAUCAGCUGUGGAGGACCUUGAUGCGGAGCUCAGAUAUGUCUCCCUGAGACAUGGGCCAUCUGAGUGA
Messenger RNA from Penicillium manginii, 3402 nucleotides. RefSeq names its product non-ribosomal peptide synthetase. Lineage: Eukaryota; Fungi; Ascomycota; Eurotiomycetes; Eurotiales; Aspergillaceae. The record is from RefSeq and is a predicted model, not a curated record. The transcript has a single exon. Gene Ontology annotation, molecular function: catalytic activity. The coding region runs from base 1 to 3402 and encodes 1133 amino acids.